AUGCAUCGUAUCUAUGCUACUUCGUUCCUCACCAUUGUCGCUGCUGAUGGUGAAGAUGCAGAGUAUGGUCUGAGAGGCUUACGAGGAAUAUCAAAACCGAGAAUCAUUGACCAAAGGGUUGAGCCACUUGCUCAAGGAGAGAGACUUGUCUACUGGCCGAAGCAAUGGGGUGCUAAAGAGGGUACGAAAGGGCUCAUGUAUCACCAUCGCAUGUGGACGUCUCAAGAGUACCAUUUUGCCAAAAGACGUCUGAUUUUCGAAGACGGACAGGCCACUUGGCAGUGUAAUCACGCCCAGUGGACCGAAGAUCACCUCUAUAACCCAGAACAUGAAAGAGUACGGAAGAAGCCGACUGAAGAUUACAUGGGACAUGAAGAUUAUUUGAAAGUGCCUAGUUUGGAUCGCCUGAGCGACCUUAUUGGAAAAUUCAACUCGAAGACUUUGCGCUUUGGAGAAGAUGUGUAUAAUGCCUUCUCGGGAUAUAAUACCUAUCUAAACAGUAUAUUUCCACACGGUCUCGUAUACGGCCACCCCGAACUAUUCUUUGACAUCUCGCUAUGUUGGAAACCGAGCGGUUGUGUCCGAAGAAGAACAGCCUCAGCACGAUAUACUGGGGAUCCGCUAUGCACUGGGUUGCCUAGCUGGUCGUGGAUGGGUUGGGAAGGUCAAACACAUUUUCCCGACGAUGGUGAAGGUGAAAUAAACAUUCUUGGCGAAAUGGGUUUCACCGAAGCUGUCACCGAUUGGUACGCCAUGGAGUAUCCUGGGUCAUCCCCAAAACAACCCAUCCAUUCUCAAUGGAGCCAGUGUAGAAAAUCACCUCCUGGAUCAAUGACUGAACUAUGGCGAUGCGAAGAAUUCAAGCCCCCAGAAAUUGACUACAACAAAACCCGAGUCCAGAAGGAUUAUUCUGUCGAGCCCGAGUCGAUGCCAAAGGAGAUACCACAUCAUAUAUACCACUGUUCACUGAGUAAUACUCCUGUAUCGAUAUCACGAUGGUAUCCUAUACCGAUGAACGUAGGAGAAUCAGAUGAGCCACAAGCCGGGCUGCAUAGCGGGUUUCAGUAUCUAUGGUGCCAAACAUCUCGCGCAUAUCUAACAGUCACCCAAGAGAUUAUUGCAAGUGACGUGGAUGAAAAGUUUCACAUACUAAAAGAUCAGAGUGGCAUUACCGUAGGAGCAUUGCUUCUCCAUGACGAAGACGACGGGAAAUUGUUGCAGCAGGAAACACGGGUGGAGCUUAUAGCGAUUGCCAAAGGUUGGACGAUCGUUCUAAAUUGCUAUGAUCCUUUGGAAACUGAGAAUGAAACCCAAACCGAAUCAGAAUCGGAAGACGAAGAAACUGUGGCAGAAUCUAUAGACAAUCUGCAGAUGGAAGAGUGUGAUGUUCCGGGGAUACAAGAGCAGGACCCUAUUGCAUGGAUGGAAACAUGGGACGAUGCAAAAAAGAAUAAGCAAGACUGCUAUCAUGUACUGUGGAUCGGAUGGAAAGACGGGGUCGCUUACAGGAAAUCUUCUGGUUUUGUGCUGGAGGAAGAGUGGGAAAAGAUGGCAGAAGUCAAGAAAGUCGACAUUACUCUUGGCUGA
Messenger RNA from Fusarium poae, 1587 nucleotides. RefSeq lists its product as uncharacterized. The record is from RefSeq and is a predicted model, not a curated record. Lineage: Eukaryota; Fungi; Ascomycota; Sordariomycetes; Hypocreales; Nectriaceae. The transcript has a single exon. Bases 1 to 1587 code for a protein of 528 amino acids.